CGAUCGAUUGCUCCAGCGUUGGAGGAUGCGCUCCGCCACCUUCUUCCUCGACGGCGCCUUCCGCCGCAUCCCCGCCUUCUCCAAGCUCGUCCUCAUCUUCGCCGCCAGCGGUGGAGGUCUUGUGGCAUAUGCUGAUGCAAGAACAGAUCCUGCUUUAGAACCAUCUCAAGCAGCUCCCAAGAAGAAGGUGGUUGUGCUUGGUACUGGUUGGGCUGGCACAACCUUCGUGAGGAAUGUCGAUAGCUCCUUGUAUGAUGUGCAAGUGAUAUCACCUCGGAACUAUUUUGCAUUCACCCCUUUGCUGCCGAGCGUCACAUGUGGGACGGUCGAACCACGCAGCAUUGUUGAACCAAUACGCAAGAUCAUAAGAAAGAAAGGUGGAGAAAUCAAGUUCUGGGAAGCUGAGUGCUUCAAGAUCGAUCCAGACAACAAAAAGGUCCACUGCCGGACUAAUAUAGGAACAAAUUUGGAGGGGAACGGCGAAUUCCUUGUUGAUUAUGACUACUUAGUGAUAGCAGUUGGAGCAAGGGUAAAUACCUUCAACACCUCUGGUGUGGUUCAGCAUUGUCAUUUCUUGAAGGAAGUAGAGGAUGCUCAGAAGAUACGCAAAAGUGUCAUAGACAGUUUUGAAAGAGCCAUUCUUCCAGAUCUUGAUGAAGAAGAGAGGAAGAGAACUCUCCAUUUUGUUAUUGUUGGUGGUGGUCCAACUGGUGUUGAAUUCGCAGCAGAGCUGCAUGACUUCAUCUCUGAAGAUUUGGCUAAGUUGUACCCAACUGUUUGCAACCUAGUGAAGAUAUCAGUUAUUGAACAUGGAGGGCACAUCUUGACCAUGUUUGAUAAAAGGAUCGGCAAAUUUGCAGAAGAGAAGUUUCGAAGGGAUGGUAUUGAACUGAGAACGGGAUAUAGGGUUGUGAAGGUAUCUGAUAAUAUAAUAACUAUGGAGGACAAAUUGCAUGUUGAGAGUUCUGUAUCAUACGGAAUGGCUGUUUGGUCAGCUGGUGUUGGAGCCCGUCCCAUCAUAUUGGAUUUCAUGAAACAAAUUGGUCAGGGUAAUAGGCGUGCAUUAGCUACUGAUGAAUGGCUGAGAGUCCGUGAAUGUGAUGGUGUAUAUGCUAUCGGUGACUGUGCCACAAUGAGUCAAAGAAAAGUCAUGGAAGAUAUCUUGGAAAUCUUCAAAUUUGCAGACAAAGACAACUCAGGAACUUUAACUGUGAAAGAAAUCAAUGAUGCUUUGGAAGAUAUCUGCAUACGGUAUCCUCAAGUUGAACUCUAUCUAAAGAGCAACCAAAUGAGCAACAUUGUUGAUCUGAUAAAAGCUUCAAAAGGUGAUGUUGGGAAGGAAUCUGUAGAACUCGACAUAGAAGAGUUCAAAAAUGCUCUUGCUGAUGUCGAUUCCGAGGUCAAAAAUCUCCCUGCAACAGCUCAGGUUGCUGCACAACAAGGAAACUAUCUUGCCAGUUGUUUCAAUAGAAUGAAGCGUUGCGAAAAGAAACCUGAAGGUCCACUACGGAUAAGAGAACUAGGUCGGCAUCGCUUUCGUCCCUUUAGGUAUAAGCAUCUCGGUCAAUUUGCCCCCUUGGGUGGAGAGCAAACAGCUGCACAACUCCCAGGAGAUUGGAUCUCUAUAGGACAUAGCAGCCAAUGGCUUUGGUACUCAGUAUAUGCGAGCAAGCAAGUCAGUUGGCGCACGAGGGCAUUGGUGAUAUCGGACUGGACAAGGCGAUUCAUACAUGGGAGGGAUUCAAGCUGCAUAUAAUUCAUCUACAAAAAUGCAAAUUUUGCUGGAGUUUCAGUAACUGAAGCUGCAUCGUACCGUGAUCUAUCUUAUCUUCGCGUCGAUCUCAGCCUUUUUGUUAGUUAGUAAUAAGAUAAAACUCUUUUUGCAUCGAUUCCAUUAAUGUUGUGUUCUGGAGAGAUGCUGAGUAUGGUGAAGUUUUGCCAUCUCCUCUCCCGUGCAUCAUUUUCGGAUUUU
Molecule: messenger RNA, 1972 nt
Organism: Musa acuminata AAA Group (dessert banana)
Lineage: Eukaryota; Viridiplantae; Streptophyta; Magnoliopsida; Zingiberales; Musaceae
Product: external alternative NAD(P)H-ubiquinone oxidoreductase B3, mitochondrial-like
Exons: 10
Coding region: 26-1756 (576 amino acids)
Molecular function (GO): NADH dehydrogenase activity; calcium ion binding
Source: RefSeq, a predicted model, not a curated record